Messenger RNA from Podarcis lilfordi (Lilford's wall lizard), 4397 nucleotides. NCBI's taxonomy places the organism in Eukaryota, Metazoa, Chordata, Lepidosauria, Squamata, Lacertidae. The record is from the annotation of a GenBank genome assembly.
AUGGCCUCAGCCCCCCCAUCCACGGAUGUAGGAGAGGAAGUCUUGUGCCCCAUCUGCAAGGACUUCCUGACAGACCCCGUGACCUUGGAUUGCGGCCACAACUUCUGUCAGGGCUGCAUCACCAAGCACUGUGAAAUACGGGAUGAAAUUGACAUGGGGGACUGCAAGUGUCCCGUCUGCACGGUCAAGAUCCAGAGCAGAAAUUUCUGCCGCAAUUGGCAGCUGGCAAAUGUAGCAGAAAGACUCAAGCUCCAGAGAAAGCAACUAUGUGAGAAGCACAAAGAAAAACUCCACCUGUUCUGCAAACAAGAUGAAGAAUUGGUGUGUUUGUUUUGUCAGCAAUCCCCGGAACAUAAAUCACACACUGUGGUUCUCAAGGAAGAGGCUGCCCAGGAAUACAAGGUAGGAAGUCAUUUUGACACUUGCUAACACAACGCUUUCGUAUCUGUGUUUAUGUGUGAGUGUGUAUGUGCAAAAUAUGCUGUCAAUGUGGCUGGAAAGCAAACAUAAUGAAUUACUAAUCUGCACUUCAAAGUGAAUCAAAACUUGGGCCUGGUCUCUGUGCUAUGCAAAACAAAACAAAAACUUUGUUCUGCUUCAAAAGCAACUUUUUAAAAUGUAAUUUUGUUUUUAAAAGCACAUUUUUUCUGCACUUGUGCCCAAGGGCUCCUGUGUAAUGUAGUAGUAAUAAUAAUAAUAAUAAUAAUGCUGGUUAAUAAGAGUAAUAGAAGGAAAGUUCUCAAACGAGCCUUGAAUUUUAAAUGUACAGCAAAAAAACCCAAACCACUAGAAGAGAGCAAUUAUCAGAUAAAAAUCUAAUAGUGGAGGACCACACAAUAGAAAUAUAUGUAAAAUACUGAAGCUCUCCACCCCGCAUCCUAAUCCAAUCAGAUAUUUUGUUUUCUGUUUAGACACUCAUCUGUGAUCGCCUGGAGCAUCUGAAGAAAGCGAGAGUGAAAAUUCAGGCUUAUGAAGCAAAAAUAGGAGAAGAAAGCAACAGCCUGCUUGUAAGUGUCACAAUCCCUACAAAGAGAACAUGUAUGCUUGAAGGACCAAGGCUGGAUCUAUACAGUGGUACCUCGGGUUAAGUACUUAAUUCAUUCUGGAGGUCUGUUCUUAACCUGAAACUGUUCUUAACCUGAAGCACCACUUUAGCUAAUGGGGCCUCCUGCUGCCGUUGCGCCCCCGGAGCAUGAUUUCUGUUCUCAUCCUGAAGCAAAUUUCUUAACCUGAAGCACUAUUUCUGGAUUAGAGAAGCGUAUGUAACCUGAAGCGCAUGUAACCUGAGGUACCACUGUACUGAUUUGGAAAACACUAUAAAAAACGCUAUUUAAAAAAUUAGCUCUCAGUGUAAUUUCUCAUUGGGACAGAUAGCAGCUCUACUAGUAUAACAUGUUUAUAACAGAUAUAUAACAUUCUAAUUAGUCCAGUGUAGUUGAGUCCCAAGUCAUGAUGUAGCCCUAUUUCUGAGUGAUUUGCCAUAACAUUGUUAGGGAAGGUCUCUCUAAAGAUUCUGGCAUCCUCUUUUCCUCUUUCUUCCUGCCUCUUGAAGAGAAUAACAGAAACCGAGAGGCAAAAUAUAGAGGAGAAGUUCAGACAACUGCACCAGUUUCUGGAAGAACAAGAAAAGCGUCUGCUGGAUGAAAUAGAAGAGCUGGAGAAGGAGAUCACAAGAAGAAGGGAAGAGCACCUGGCUAGACUCUCCAAGGAACUCUCCUUUCUUGAAUGGAGCAUCCAGGAGAUGGAGGAGAAGAGUCAGCAGCCAGCGAGUGAACUCCUGCAGGUGAGACUGUGGCAGGAACAGCCCAAAGUUCCUCUCUCAGGGUUUAACCACACUUACCAUUUGCUGUACUCUUUCCAGGCACAGGGCAGUGCUUUCCCAGUCCCUAACCAAACUCUCCCUCCCCCCCCCCCCAAUUCCUCUUUAAAGCUGAAGCACAACCAAUGGCAAAUUGGGUUUUCUGUGCAUUGCUGUUUGGUCCAAUUCAGCUUUAAAGAGCAGGUUUUGACAGGGAAAGCUCCGUAGGAGGAAAAGGGGGAAUUCUCGGACACAGAGCUUUACAGGGUGGACCAUGUUAGACCAAAGGGGGAGGGACAGAGGAGGUCAGCUAGAAUGGGCUGCUGUCAAAUGGGGCACAGAGUUGGGGCUUGCAUCUCUGAGCAGGAGUGUAGAGAAGGGAGGGCAAGGGGGGGGGCUUAGCCCGGGCACAUGAUUUUGAGGGGGGGUGAGCCAGGUGCCCCCUUGCAGGAAUCCCACCCCGCCUGGUGCCAGGGGUCUUGCCACCACACCCCUGGCCCCCUCACGGAAUGGCAGUGUUGGGGGGAAGCACUAGCCAAGUCUGCAUCAGAAACCUGAUAUGGAAAGGUGGGGUAAGUUAAAAGCAUCUUGGUUAGAUGAUCCUUGGAAUCCCUUCCAACACUACAAUUCUAUGAUUCUGUGAAAAGCAAAGAUCAGUGCAAUAAGCAUGACAAUACUGCCAAGGUUUUUGGUUUUGUUUCUUACUUUUCCCACUCUUGGUUGACUUGAGGGAAUUGAAUAGAUAAUUUUAUUUGGCUAAGUAAGUGUCCCAGAGUGGAUAAUGUUAAUAUGCAAACUGUCCCACAGAAGAGAGGAUUGCCAGUACCUGAUUUAGCUAAGUAGUGUGAAGCUGCUUAGCUAACUUGGUUAAAGUUCAGGAUAUCUCAGAAAAAGGAACUCUUCCAGUUGAACAGUUAUCCAUAAAUUCUCCACUAGCCAAGAUACUAGGGAUACCUAAGAAAGACAGAGGAGAACUCAUGAAUUUUCAUCAGGACAUUUUUAAAAAAAGGACCUGAACUUAAGAUUGGAAAAUAAUGGAGAGAAACCAGAAUUGUCAGAUGCAUCCAUCAUUGCUGUUCGUUUAGUCGUGUCCGACUCCUUGUGACCCCAUGGACCAGAGCAUGCCAGGCACUCUUGUCUUCCACUGCCUCCCGCAGUUUGGUCAAACUCAUGCUGGUAGCUUCGAGAACACUGUCCAACCAUCUCGUCCUCUGUCGUCCCCUUCUCCUUGUGCCCUCCAUCCUUCCCAACAUCAGGGUCUUUUCCAGGGAGUCUUCUCUUCUCAUGAGGUGGCCAAAGUAUUGGAGUCUCAGCUUCAGAAUCUGUCCUUCCAGUGAGCACUCAGGGCUGAUUUCCUUCAGAAUGGAUAGGUUUGAUCUUCUUGCAGUCCAUGGGACUCUCAAGAGUCUCCUCCAGCACCAUAAUUCAAAAGCAUCAAUUCUUCGGCGAUCAACCUUCUUUAUGAUCCAGCUCUCACUUCCAUACAUCACUCCUGGGAAAACCAUAGCUUUAACUAUAUGGACCUUUGUUGGCAAAGUGAUGUCUCUGCUUUUUAAGAUGCUGUCUAGGUUUGUGAUUGCUUUUCUCCCAAUCUAACCAGAAUUGUUAGAUGCAUCCAUAGCUAUCGAGAACUUUGGUAUAUGCUAGGCAGAUUCACCCCAGAGGGCAUCCAUUGCAGGGGCUGAUGUGUCUUCAUUACAGGGCCUGUGCUGGGCAGUGAAUUCCAUUCUGACUUUCCUCUUUUCCUUUCUAGGAUGUUAGAAGAACUUUGCAGAGGUAAGGGGAUCUUGCUCAUCUCCAGUAAUAUCACUCCCUGAAACUUCACAGGUAGACUGGGAUAGAAUAUAUUAUGAAGAUUAUAAAGUGGAAUAGAAAUGAAAUGAAUAAUAAUGUGGGACUAUUCCACAGAGUCCCACACAGUUACCUGUCACCUGUGGGGCUAAAAACGAGGAGAUGGAGUUGGGGUGUUUACCGUGUUCCUGAACAUAUCCCAGCUGCAAUAUGUAACUUCAAGGUGUCACUUGGGUUCAUGAUAAGAGGAUGUCAUUGUUUAGUCGUGUCCGACUCUUUGUGACCCCAUGGACCAGAGCAGGCUGGGACAGAAGGAACAUUUCACUUGUGUCAACAACAGCACAUCUUUAUUGCAUGUCGUAGGCAGUGCAGCUGAAAUGGAAAAACUCUAAGCAGAGUGGUAUCACUUGACUUUAUUUUAUUUCUCCAUUUGAGUGGAUGUAAGUGAAGAGAUUCAGACAAAGGGCUGCUCCUUUGGCCCUCAGUUGUCUGGCUUUGGAGUCCCUAGUAAGGAGGAAUCUUCCCCCCUCUGUGACUCCAUUCCUCUGUCUCUCCCUCUUGGCUUUAUACAGUUUCUUUCCUCCUCUCAAUUCCUUUCUUUUGCUGCCCUCAGAAAUUCUGGAUUUGAAAUGGGUUAACAUGUCUUUUUCCCAUCAGGUGUGAGCGAAGCGGGACAUCUGAAAAUCCACUCACUUUCCCACUAGAAUUGAAGAGGGAGAUCUCAAAAUUCAGGGCUGCAAAUCCCAUUCUAUAUGUUGGGAUGGAGAAAAUAAAAGGUAAUGAAGAAUGGCUGCAGGGAUUUUAUUAG